AGUAAAUUUAUGCUAUUAUACAACAUUUUCCCACAUGAAGGUUAAAAUUUACUUAAAUUCAUAGUAUUAAAGUUUUUUUUUUAAUUUUGCAGCUGUUGUUCCACAAUCAUUAAUGAUGGUGUUUAUUUUAUUUCAAUGCUUAAUGUCACUAAUUAUUUUGAUUGGAAAGAUUCAGUUCAUUUUAUCUUGAGGUGUAUGGACCUUGACUAUGCAUUCCUUGUGGAGCAACCACCUGCUGCCACGGAUGCGAAUGCACAGAAAGUCAUUGAAAAUUGCCAACAGUGAGAGCAAUCUAAUCACCUAAGUCUAAUGCUCAUAAAGUAUCGUAUGAAUAAGAGCAUUAGAGGUUCUAUUGGUGAUUGCACUACAAUUAAGGAAUUAAUGAAGGCAAUUGAGGAAUAGUUUAUUCGCUCUAACAAGGCUUUAGCUAGCACUCUUAUUAGGUAAUUCACUACUAAAGCCUUUGACAGUUUUAAGAGUAUGCUUGCAUACAUUACGAAAACGAGAGACAUUGUUUCUCAACUUAAGGGCUUAACAAUAGAGAUAUAUGAGCCAUUCUUGGUCCAUUUCAUUCUUGACUCACUAUUAUCUGAGUAUAAGCCUUUUAAGAUCUCUUAUAACACAUAAAAGGAAAACUGGUCAGUUAUGGAUCUUCUGACCAUAUGUGUGCAAGAAGAGGAAAGGAUGAAACAUGAUCGACCUAAAAGUGCAAAUAUGGUUAUGAAUGAUAAAGUUAAGACGAAGAAAUGCCAAGGUGGACCUCAGAGGAAAAGGAGGCAUAAUGUACCAUUAAAAUCCAAUGGAUCCAAUGGCAAAAAGGUGACAUGUUUCUUUUGCAAGAAAGAGGGCCAUGCAAAGAAGAGCUACAUCAAAUAUAAAGAAUGGCUUGAAAAAAAAGCAACGUUCACAUGUACCGAAAUUUGGCAAUUGGGAGAGUGAAGAGAAUGUUCCUUACACGGCUUAUUUUGAAAAGGCUCGUAAGGGUCGUGGGACGAAGAUGAUAAAUCCGAAUGACCCUGAAGAGAAUCCUGAUCCACUCUCUGAUCAUUCAUCUUCAGCUCAACAAGCUCCAACUUCUAGAGCCAGAGCUGAACCUGAACUUGAGGAACCAGUAAGACCAGGGACAGGAAGAUCAACAACGCAUGAACAGCGGAAUAGGGAAGAUGGCGACCUCAGGCAGUUCACUGACUCUCCAGCUAGACAUGAUCGUUCGGGAAGUGGAGCUAGCGGUGAGUCAUCAGCACAUGAUCAACGUCAUGGAGGCCGUGGAGUCAGUUCUGGUGAAACCCAUAGAAGACCUGCAAGGUUUAGUGGUGAACAUGGAUCUAAGUAUAGUGUUGAUCGUUCGCCACUCCGCCAGGCAAGGGUCCCAGCCGCGAGAGAUGGUGGUGUCAGUUCACACUCUUUAGAAGGAAAGACUUCAUAUGAGAGUAGCCAUGGUACUGCUGGAAGACACCGAAUGAAAUCAGAGACUCGAGGUGAUGAAACGCCUGAAAAAGGUGUUGUUGUUCCAAAAUUUGGUGAUUGGGAUGAGAACAACCCGACAUCAGCCGAUGGUUUUUCUCAAAUUUUCAAUAAAGUGCGGGAGGAGAGGCAGAUUGAGGUGGGAAGGGUAUCGGGGCCUCCUGAGACACAUUACACCAACGUGCAGAACCAAGAUGCUGAUGACAAUGCUAAGUGCAGCUGCUUUCCUUGGGGCAGAAAAUGAUGCCUUUGGAGUUGUGGAUAAUUACAAGGUCUGUGGGACCCAUAAAUACCCUUGAAUUCUCUCUCUCUCUCUCUCUAAGCCGAGUUACUUCUCCUGCAACCACUUUGUCUAUGUGAGCUACUUUGUAAGAACAUGCCAUCCCCCUUUAGGUUCUUUCUUCCUUUGUAUCUUUGUAUCUUUAGCUGCCAUGCACUAUUUAUGUUUGCUCUUGCUAUUAUAUUUAGGACAAUGCUAGGGUAAAGUGGUGCAUUCCAAAUAUGCAUCCUAAAUAUGUAUAUUAGUGUAAAUGAUUUUUUUUUCUUUUUUCUUUAA
This is a messenger RNA of Carya illinoinensis, 2020 nucleotides long. RefSeq names its product RPM1-interacting protein 4-like. The transcript has 4 exons. The record is from RefSeq and is a predicted model, not a curated record. The coding region runs from base 851 to 1708 and encodes 285 amino acids. NCBI's taxonomy places the organism in Eukaryota, Viridiplantae, Streptophyta, Magnoliopsida, Fagales, Juglandaceae.